Messenger RNA from Cuscuta europaea, 2039 nucleotides. NCBI's taxonomy places the organism in Eukaryota, Viridiplantae, Streptophyta, Magnoliopsida, Solanales, Convolvulaceae. The record is from the annotation of a GenBank genome assembly.
CAAAUCAGCAGAUAAUUUCGAGUGUUUUGACCCAUUAAAAUACCAUCGCCGAGAACCUCAUUCCUCCGCAAAUACCAUAGUCAAUGGGGGCUCUGAGACUUCCUGCCCUCACUUCAAUCUUCACUUCCUCGUCCUCCGCCGCCGCUAGAUGUUCUCCGCUGCUUCCUCGUUUCCCAUCUCACUUCAACCAACCUCUACGGCGCCUCUCGUCAGGCACUUUCUCUGCACAGAGCACCGCGGAGAAGGGGAUCCUUUCCGAAUCCGAGGAACAUAAGCCUCGAGUCCAGUGUAAGGAGAAUGAAAGAAAGAUAACUCCCAGGUCACAGGACUUCAACGCCUGGUACUUAGAUGUCAUUGCCAGUGCGGAGCUCGCGGAUUACGGUCCUGUUCGGGGCACUAUGGUUAUCCGACCCUAUGGCUACGCGAUUUGGGAGGCCAUUCAGGAAUACUUGAACGUAAAGUUUAAGGAAACGGGUCACAGCAAUAUGUAUUUUCCACAGUUCAUACCAUAUUCCUUCAUUGAGAAAGAAGUAAGCCAUGUUGAGGGCUUUUGUCCUGAAUUAGCUCUUGUAACCAUUGGAGGUGGAAAAGAACUUGAAGAAAAGCUUGUUGUUCGGCCUACAAGCGAAACUAUUGUGAAUCACAUGUUUACUCAGUGGAUUCAUAGUUACCGUGAUCUUCCUCUCAUGAUCAACCAGUGGGCAAAUGUUACGAGAUGGGAAAUGCGUACAAAACCAUUCAUUAGAACACUAGAGUUUCUCUGGCAGGAGGGCCAUACUGCCCACGCCACAGCAGAUGAGGCCGAAAAAGAGGCAAUGCAGAUGAUUGAUGUCUAUGUAAAAUUUGCUUAUGAGCAAGCUGCAAUUCCUGUAAUUGCAGGUCGAAAAUCAAGAUUGGAAACCUUUGCCGGUGCUUCCAAAACCUACACAAUUGAGGCAAUGAUGGGUGACCGAAAGGCUUUGCAGGCAGGAACUAGCCACAACCUGGGUCAGAACUUUUCUCGAGCAUUUGGAACUCAGUUCACUGAUGAAAAUGGGCUAAGGAAACAUGUAUGGCAGACAUCAUGGGCAAUCAGCACUCGGUUUGUAGGUGGUAUUAUUAUGACACAUGGUGAUGAUGGUGGUUUGAUGUUGCCUCCCUGGUUAGCACCAGUACAGGUUAUAAUAAUCCCGAUAUGGAAGAAGGAUGAUGAAAAAACAGGAGUUCUUACAACUGCAUCAUCUGUCAAAGGAAUACUGCAAUCUGCAGGAAUCAAGGUCAAGAUUGACGAUUCUGAACAGAGGACACCCGGGUGGAAAUAUAACUUCUAUGAAAUGAAGGGAGUUCCUCUCAGAAUUGAGAUUGGACCUCGAGAUAUUUCAAGUAGAAGUGUAGUCAUCUCUAGAAGGGAUGUUCCAGGAAAGCAAGGGAAAGUUUUUGGAAUUUCAAUUGAACCUUCAACUCUAGUGCCAUAUGUCAAAGCGAAGUUGACUGAGGUUCAAUCUUCCCUUUUGGAAAGGGCAACAUCUUUUCGAGAUAGUAACAUCGUGGAUGUGUGCACUUACAAUGAGCUCAAGGAGGCAAUAUCUCAAGGAAAAUGGGCAAGAGGACCAUGGUCAGCCAGUGACAGUGAUGAGUUAAAAGUGAAAGAAGAAACUGGAGCGACAAUUAGAUGCUUCCCUUUCGAGCAGCCUGAGGGGUCAAAGAAGUGUUUGAUGACUGGUAAUUCAGCCCAUGAAGUUGCCAUUUUCGCGAAAUCAUACUAGUGGUGGUGCUAAAGCUGAGUCAUUGUGGUAGUAAAACUCAGCUGCGCCAUGAGAUGAAAAAAUUUUCUUUUACGAAUAUCAUCAUUUUAUGUUUUUUUGUGUGAUUAUGAUAGUAAAAGCUUUACGAGCAUUAUCGAUGGAUUUUGGUGACGUUUCAGGCAACACUUUCAUUCUUUUUGUGAAAACAUUGCAGCGGAGUUUGCCACAUGUGGUCAUCGUCGGCAUGACCUUUUUGGCAACAUUUUUUAAAUUUCAUGAUUUUUUUAAAGGCAGGGAGCAUUUGGUAAGAGGGAG